Molecule: messenger RNA, 660 nt
Organism: Eremothecium cymbalariae DBVPG#7215
Lineage: Eukaryota; Fungi; Ascomycota; Saccharomycetes; Saccharomycetales; Saccharomycetaceae
Gene: SAS5
Product: Sas5p
Exons: 2
Coding region: 1-660 (219 amino acids)
Biological process (GO): regulation of DNA-templated transcription
Source: RefSeq, a predicted model, not a curated record
AUGGAGAUACCUACUGUUGAAAGAGUGGUGCGUGUGAAGACACAACAGGUGAUUAUCCCAGAAAUUCCAUUGAUUGAUGGGUUGCCAAUAAGACGAUGGGCGGUUGAAAUUUGGGUAUUAAAUGAAAGUGGGGAGGAGAUUGAAGCAGACCUAUUUGAAUCCUGUACGUAUAUUUUACACCCUUCAUUUGAACAGCCUAAAAGGAAAGUUAGGCUCGUUCCAUUUCGAUUGGAUGAGCAAGGAUGGGGGCAGUUUGAAAUGAAGAUUGUUGCGCGGUUUAUAAAAGAUGGAGGUAAGGUGGUAUUUAAGCAUGAUUUAGUAUUUGACCAGGCUGCAUAUGCGUCUGAUUUCAAGAUCCGUGUUCCUUACCAUAUUGAAGAAUUGCGGGAAGUGCUUUUACAGAGCGGACCGGUUCUGCAGUUUAACUACGAGGAUCAAGAAUCUCAUCCUAUUAGGAUUAAAAUUCCUCAAAUUGUGAAUUCAUUAGCCGUAGCUAAUGAAGAGACUAUUAAUAAAGUGCUAAGAGCAAUUGUGUCUUAUCCGGGGGUAAAAGAAGCCUUAUUGAAACGUCGUAGCAGAUCCGAAGAAUUCGUCUUACAUUUAGGCCAAUUGCCAAAUACCGUUUUAGAAACUAUAUAUAAUAUCACACAGAGACAGUAA